Astrephomene gubernaculifera is the source of this 2452-nucleotide messenger RNA. NCBI's taxonomy places the organism in Eukaryota, Viridiplantae, Chlorophyta, Chlorophyceae, Chlamydomonadales, Astrephomenaceae. The record is from the annotation of a GenBank genome assembly.
CGAAGCCGCUACUAUCAUGUAAAGGCCAUAGCACAAUGUAGUGAGGCCAGUUACGCUGUGACUCAGCUGCUAUGCACGCACCAGCACUCCUUAAAAAGAUAGUCACUUAUUAAGGCAUGUUUGAGCCAUAUUGAAUAAAAAUGGUUGGGCUUCAAGUUGUGGUCUCGGCAUUGUUGCUGGUUGCAUACCACGCUGCAGCAGCUAGCUCGGGACCGAUUCUGACGGAUUUCAACUGCAGAAAGAUUGCUUUCUACAAGACUCACAAGACGGGAUCCACUACCGUGGGCGGUAUCAUGUUUCGGGCAGCAGUGCAUGCCAACAUGUCAAUUUACACCACCAAAUCCCACUAUGUCACGGUGGGCUAUAGGGAGACCGCCCAUCUGAUGGGCAAGACCGAUAUGGUCUUGCGCCACAUCAGGUAUUCAGCCGCGUCCAACUGGCACCUCGCUACUCGGAGCUUCUACAGUCGGGCCCUGGGCACAUCUGACUACGGCUUCCUCACCGUGCUACGGAACCCUGUUGACCGCUACGUCAGCGACUUCUACUACUUUGUGGAGCCCGAGGCGCGCGCCGCGGGUCGCCCCCUCACCCUGUCGGCCCACGUGGAGGCGGGUGCGGGCGCCAACCGCAUGGCCGGGGAGUUCGGGCUGCUGCAGCAGCAGCGGGGCAGCGGCAGCGGAGGAAGAGGAGGCGAAGGCGGCGGGGAGCAGCAGGUGCUGGAGUUUGCGGCGGGGGAGAUGCACACGGACGGCCUCUACCUGCCGGUGGAGCUGCUGGACUACGGACUAGCGCUGCUGGGGGCGCGCUGCGGCUGGGCGCUGGAGCAGCUGCUGUACCUGCCCGUCAACAGCAACACGGCCGGAGCUGAGAGGUACGGCAACGUCAAGCUGGCUGCUCGUCCAAACAUGGAGGAGCUAGCGGCACAGGAGCCGGAGCUGCUCACACGCAUCGCGCGACUCAACUCCCUGGAUGCCGUACUGUACGGCGCAGCGCAGGGCCUCAUGCUGGGUCGGUUGGCGGUUGGCGGCGCGGCGGCGGCGGCGGGCGUCAUGGGCGCGGCGGUACGGCUGACGGCGGCGCGGAAGCGCCUGGAGGCCGAGUGCCGUACACUGACGUCACGUUGGCGUUUGAACAACAGCACUGAGGGCACUGCGGCGGCGGCUGGUCGUACGGCAGCGCUUGCUUCUGAGGAAGUGCAGCUAGCGGGCGUUUGCUCCUGGUAUUCCCUAGUCGACAGUGUGUACGAGAAAUUACCCAACGAUAAAACAGGGUAUGUAACACCGGAGACGCUGGUUCCGUACGGCGCCGUCGGGCUGUCGGCGGCGCCGCCUUCGUGGCCGGUCGUGGGGGAGGUAUUACGUGCCGCGCAGCGGCAUCUGGCGGUGGCGGCGGACCCGUCCGUGUCGUACUAUCACACCCUGGUCGCAGUCAGGGUGCGGCCGCCGACGCCGGCGGAAGCGGAGGAGCUGUACGGCAUCAGCGGCGGAGGUGCUGGUAACGGCGGCGGGGGCGAUGCAGCGGAGGAUGCGGUCUUGGCUGCAGCCGUUCGGGUGUGGACGCAGCACCACGCAGCUGAGGGCGCUGACCACCUGGUGUUCUGCGUUGACGGCGGUGGGGAUAUGACGUCGGGAGUACGAGUGGAGGUCGUACGGCAGUCAGCUGCGGCGGCGCUGGCCGGCUCCUCCUUGACCGGCUACACCACGUUUGAGGUGACGGCAUGCGAUGGCGGAGAUCACGACGCCGGCGGCGGCGGCGGCGAGAGCGGCGGGAGCGGUUUAGAAUCUUCAUCAACCCUGUUGGGCGAUCUGGUCUCCAGGUCUCGGUGGUCAACGGAGCUGCCAGGACUGUCGUACUUCCUACACGGCAACCGAGGUACCGUACGGAGUGUGCUGCUGUCGUACGAGGUGGCCGUACCUGCCGCCGGGGGCAUCUGUGCGCCGACGGUGCCCUGGCGAGUGGAGUCUGAGGGGAGCGGCGAGGGACGGCAGCGGCGGCGGCGGCGGCUUGUGGCGGCUGAGCAGGGUACGGAUGAGGACCUUGAGGGCGGCGAAGAGGACGGCGGCGCAAGCAGCGAUGAGGGCGAUGAUUCCAGCUCACGGCAACCCAGCGAGUGCAUUCGGCUGCCCUGCACGCCUGGCGUGACAGGCAGUCAGCCCGCAUUGCCCUGCACCAUACUGCGCAGCCUGCCACUACUCGGCCUCAAGCGUACGUUCUCGUCCAACGGCCGUACGGAGCUGCCGUACGGCAAGACCAAGGUACCGUACAAGCUGUCUUCCUCGUCGCCUUCCUCAUACAAUGGGUUCGAGGAGUACCGGCUCCAAGUCAGCCAGCUGCUGCCGGCAUCCGGGGCUGAUGAGCAGCAACAACAACGCGCUGAGCAACCUGGUGACGAUGUGGGCGAUGAUGAGGGUGAGGGUGGGGGUAAUGCGGGUAGCCGGGAUGAGGAGCGGGG